This is a messenger RNA of Coffea arabica (coffee), 900 nucleotides long. The record is from RefSeq and is a predicted model, not a curated record. NCBI's taxonomy places the organism in Eukaryota, Viridiplantae, Streptophyta, Magnoliopsida, Gentianales, Rubiaceae.
AUGGGUAUUCUUGAGCAGAAUCCUUAUACCAAAGUUUUUAUGUCUUUAAGAGAGCUUCCUAAUCUAGAUAACCAUAGCAUAUUUCUUAAUUCCAACCCGGGCCUUGACCAGCGGUUAUAUAAUAUGCCGACGGCCUCAGAAGUCGCUGCAAUAUGGAUAGAGCAUGAUAGUGAAACCUUAGAGAAGGGCACCAACAUACAGGUUUAUAGUCAUGCAAAUACAAGCCAUAGAAUCCAACACUAUUUUGCAUGCUACGACUCUUUGCAGUACCCACUAUUGUUUCCCAGAGGUGAAUCUGGUUGGCACUACGGCAUUCCAAGAAACACUACUGCUAAUAAAAGAAAAAGGGAAGAAACUGAUGAUCACAGCCUUGUUGCUUUACCUAGGAUAGGAAAUGCUAUUGAUCUUAUUCAAAAGGAAAAUAAAGGUUGUCUUUUCAAUAUCAGAGAUGAUGACACCUCAAUGCUCUUGCACACAAGGAGACUAUUGCAGCAAUUCUCUGUGGAUAUUUAUGUUAAGAUCGAGACUUCGAGGCUUGAAUUCCAUAGGAAAAAACAAAAAGAAAUCAGAACUGAGAUUCUUAAAGGUGUAACAGAUAGCAUCUCUUCUGGUCAGACUAACGGCGGUAAAGUUGGGCGCCGUGUUUAUCUUCCAUCUUCCUUUAUUGGUGGUCCAAGAGACAUGAGACGGAGGUAUAUAGAUGCUAUGUCUUUGGUCCAGAGAUUUGGUAAGCCUGACAUAUUCAUUACCAUGACUUGCAAUAGGAUGUGGAAAGAAAUACAGGAUAACCUAAAGUAUGGAGAAGAGGCUCAAGAUAGACCUGAUUUAGUUUCAAGAGUGUUUAGAGCAAAGCUGGAAUUAUUAAAAACUGAAGUUACAAAAAAAAAAGAUAUUCGGUGA